Molecule: messenger RNA, 1026 nt
Organism: Trypanosoma cruzi
Lineage: Eukaryota; Euglenozoa; Kinetoplastea; Trypanosomatida; Trypanosomatidae
Exons: 1
Coding region: 1-1026 (341 amino acids)
Source: RefSeq, a predicted model, not a curated record
AUGCUUCUCUCUUUCAUGAAAAUACCUUUGGUUUUGCUGCUUUGGUGUGCAAGUGUCUUGUUAUGUGAUGUCCAGAGUGCUGCAUUUGUGGAAAAAAGGGGAUCAGUUUUGGAAAUGGUUUUCUUUAUUAAUAUUGUGGGAUGCUUGGUCCCUGGUGGAGCGUGUCUUCUUUGUAGAAGUGGUGGUUGGCGCGAGUUGUGGCAAGCAGCAAUUUUAUUAUAUGAAAGUGCCACUCUUUGGAGACUCUUUUUCGUGGUGAAUUUUGUUAAUGUAUUGGCCACUUAUUUGAUGUUUUCUAGUUUUACAUUUGCGGGUAUGACUCAUGUGUAUGCUAUAAAGACGACUGAGCCUCUCGUUAUGUGCCUUCUUUCUACUGAAAUUGUGCAAAGGGUGAUCCGAGGAUUCUUUGCAGAUGGAAGAAACACAAAAAGCGGUUCUACUGAUAUUGAUCCGUAUCCUAUGUCUACAAAAAUUGUUUCCUCAAGUACAUGGGUUUCGGUUUUCUUUGUGUGUAUUGGCGCUUCUCUAACUUCCGGCUCUUUAAAGCGCAGUGGUGAGAGCUCUCUUGGUGCUGCCGUAAUAAUGUUUACAUACAUUCUUGUUUUUGCUAGUAAUGCUGCCUUAUCAUUGCGAACUACAUUAAUGAAGCCUCUUUUGCACAUAAUUCCAAAUGACGGCACCAUUUUUCCAUCUUGUUUGGUACACUUUUUUGUUCUCUUGCUGAGUUCGAUUACUUUGCUAGGACCUGUUUUGGCAUUUAGAGGAAGAGAUAUUAUGGAGUAUAACGCGGACAUUUGGAGACAAAUAGUAGUUGUGGGGAUUAGUUAUGGAGUGUAUCAGGUUUUUAAUGGCGUGGUUUUAUUUCAUGUUGCCCCUUUGUCCUAUAGCAUUUUAAAACAGGUUCGCGUUAUUUUGGUUUUUUUCUUUUCGGCGUAUUAUUUUGGAAAGGAGUUUGAUAGUGUUUUGCAACUACUUAUGGGCUUAAUUUUAUUGUUUGCUGGAAGUUAUUGUUAUGUAGUGUAUUAG